CGGGGAAUUAAAUUAAAUUUUCUUUUAAAAUUAAACGACAAAGCUCGAAGCACAAAGACCUAGUUGUAACACUUGUUAAAUAGUAUCAACAAACACAAACUAAAAUGGCCGAUAAACCAAAACGCCCACUCUCCGCCUACAUGCUGUGGCUCAACAGUGCCCGCGAGUCGAUCAAACGGGAGAAUCCCGGCAUUAAAGUCACCGAGGUUGCUAAGCGCGGUGGUGAAUUAUGGAGGGCAAUGAAGGGCAAGUCGGAGUGGGAGGCCAAGGCUGCCAAGGCCAAGGACGAUUACGAUCGGGCUGUCAAGGAGUUCGAGGCCAACGGCGGCGGUGGCGGUGCUGCCAACGGUGGAGCCAAAAAGCGCGCGAAACCAGCGAAAAAACCAUCCAAGAAGAGCAAGAAGGAUGAGUCCGACGAGGACGAUGAUGAUGAGAGCGAGUAGACUGCUCACCCAACCUCUAUUAUCCAUCACCAAGUUACACACAACCAGCCAGAUCCCACAAUACAAAAACACUGGUGGCAACACCACAUUCAACAUCAACAUCCACAAUCCCCCUUAAUAGCACAGAAAGCCCAAUCUGUCAUCUCAUCAACAACAUCAACAAACAAGAUCUGUUGAGGUUGCAACUAAAAUUAUACACACGAAAGAACAAAAAUACGCGAAAAUAAGCAAAUCUGUAUUUAUACAUAUGAAUUUAAGUUUAUAGUAGUCGUUUCUUUUAUAAUACCCAUAAACAAAGAGGACAGCCAACAGGAAAGGAG
Messenger RNA from Drosophila rhopaloa, 763 nucleotides. RefSeq names its product high mobility group protein D-like. Lineage: Eukaryota; Metazoa; Arthropoda; Insecta; Diptera; Drosophilidae. The coding region runs from base 105 to 443 and encodes 112 amino acids. The record is from RefSeq and is a predicted model, not a curated record. The transcript has a single exon. Gene Ontology annotation, molecular function: transcription cis-regulatory region binding.